AUGUUGGAUUUGGGCCUGCCGUGCUGCUCCGGCCGAGCCUGUCGGCUUCCUGGAUAUGAAGUUCCAUCGUUGCUGGCACCGCGACACCUCAGCAGCUGUGGAGCAAAGCAGCGCAGUCGUCGAAGCAGUCGAUUGUCGCAGCCGUGCGUUAUUCGCAAGAGAAUCCAACGCAGUUGCCAGGAUGCGGUGGAAGUGAUCGCAUUGCGUCCUGCAGCAUUUCGCCGAACUGCUCGACGUGUCGCCCUUGUGAUGCUUUACGGUGUUUCGAUCAUAUUUGCAAGGCGAUCAUGGGGAUGGCUGUUGGCUGCAGGAACUAUCACGGCACAUUUGUUCCUGGCAGGCUUUUGGACAACUUCUGCAUGGGCACGAUGUCGUUUAGAUUUUCGCCGCGCUGCAAAGGCCAGCUCGGGAAGUUGGGUUUUGGUGCUUCCAGAACCUGGAAAAGCUGCACUUCGAAGAUUAUGGCCCCUGAGUUCUGAACUGCGCUUCAGAUACCACGGGCAGCAAUACAAGCUGCUCGAAACGGGUGCAAGAGGCACAAACCUGCUUGCGGCUGCUGUCCCGCAGCAAAGUGAGACACUGCUUGUUCUGUGCCAGCGCAGACACGAGGGCCUUACAGAGGCUGAGGCAACGGAAAGACGACGGCAGUAUGGCAGCAAUGAUUACAGGAUUGCUGUACCGCAGGUACGACAGUUGGUACUUUCGCGAUUGCUUCGGCCAAUCUUCCUGUUCGAGUUGGCAUCUGUCUUUUUGUGGGGCCUGGAUGGUUAUUGGCAGUUCACAGUCCUCUCCCUCGGGACGUUGCUGUGUUUCGAGGUUGGUGCGGCCAUGUCGCGGCACAAGUCUUUAGCACAAUUACGAGCCACGGCUUCUGCAUCUAAGGAGGUCUUUGUACUCCGUUCGGGUGAGUGGAUUCUCAAAGCGGCCGUGGAUCUUGUGCCGGGUGACAUAAUGCAAGUGCCGCCAAAUAGUGACGUGCCUUGUGACGCACUUCUGCUGGAUGGGUCAGUCACUGUAAGUGAAGCUGCCUUCUCUGGCGAAUCUGCACCCGUAGCGAAGUCCGCAGCCCUCCCCGAAGCCCGGAAACCAGAAGCGAGGGAUGCACACCAUUUUCUAUAUGCAGGCACCAGGGUUCUUGCAGCUCGAGCCAAGAAGGAUGCGACAUGCACUUGUGCCGUCUUGCAGACUGGAUUUCAUUGCAAGCAGGGUUUGUUAAUGCGGAGGGCGAUCGCCAGUCAAGAGAACAUCCGCGACAAAGACACCUUGAAAGUGGUACUUCUGCUGCUCGGCUUCGCAAGUAUUGCGGCACUGCAAAUUGCAUUUCACGGGAAAGGAUCGAACGGUUGGCUGAAGAUCAGCAUCAUCCUCAGCUUCGUGAUACAGCCAACCCUGCCGUUGCUUAUGACCUACGCGGUACAGCGCGCAAUGGAGGUUCUUCGAACAAAGGAAAUCAUUUGCGCAGAGCCUUUGCGCAUCCUGGAAGCUGCAUCAAUGACAACCUGCUUGUUCGACAAGACGGGAACACUGACCAGUGACAAGCUGGAAGCCGCUGGAGUCAUGUUGCCCCAGCAGUUUGCAGAAGCAACGAGCUCUCUUGGAAGACUUACAUCGUUGCGGGACUUGUCUCCGACCGAACCGGCACACCAAAUCCUGCAAAGUUGCCACAGUGCCACGAUGGAGAAUGGGAAACUUCUCGGAGACCCUUUGGAGACCGCCGCGCUAGAGGACUUAGGUGCUUUGGAGCUUCCGCCUUCUGCCCAUCGGUUCGAGUUUGAUCCCAAGUUAAGACGCAUGACUGUCCUGAUGGAAAGCAACUCGCAAGCACUGGUGUUGUGCAAGGGUGCUCCGGAGGCACUGUCACCGCUGCUGCUCGAUGCCCCCAGCAACUACGAUGAAGUCGCUUCCUUCUUUGGCGUACUUGGGUUGAGGGUGCUCGCACUUGCAUGGAAGGCAUUCGACGAAGAUGUGGAGUUGAUUUCCAUGGCAAGAGAGGAGGCCGAAGCAGAACUUCACUUUGCUGGCUUCAUCGCAUUCCAGAAUCGCUGCAAGGCCGAGGCUCCCGAGGCACUUCGCAUGUUGCGCCUCGCCGGUGUCCGGUGCGCAGUAGUGACCGGGGAUGCUUUGGACACCGCAACGCACGCCGCCUGCGAAGCCGGCCUGCUCCAUUCGCCCGAGGCCGAGGACAUGCAGUUCAACCGGCGAACUAUGGAACCAGCCCCAAUCGUCGAACUGCGUGGUGGAAGCUGGUGGGAACGGAGCCUUCCUACUGAUUCACAUGCUGCACAGCCUUGUUUUCCUUUGUCUGCAGCAGAAGACCUUUACCAACGAGGCAGAAUCCUUGCUGCGACUGAGCUGGAAUUGGAGAAAAUUGGACAGGCGGCUUGGGCGACCGCAAGAUACGCCACAGUCUUGGCACGAAUGUCGCCGCCUGGCAAAGCGAAGCUGGUGGAGAUUCUUAGGCAGGACGACCGUGUUGUAAUGGUCGGGGACGGAGGCAAUGAUGUUGGUGCUUUAGCUGCUGCCGAUGCGGGGAUAGCCAUAUGGCCAACAGAGCAUCCUUUGGACACUGACUUCUUCUUCGACGACUGGGCAAUGCGCACGCGGUGGCAGAGGUUGCAGCGAGAGAACGCGCAAGCCUUCCAGCGCAAGAUCAGUCAGAACAUCGAGGAACAGAGGUCAUGGUACGUCCAGGAGGUCGAGCGCCGACGACGAGCAGGCCAGACGCUGGACUGGCAGCAGUUGGUUAAGCUGCUCAGACAGGGUCAGCGUCGUUUGGCGGAAGAGACCCGAAAAGCCAAAGCAGACCAGGGAGCAGAUCAAGCAGACCAAGCAUCGGCGGUGGCACCCUUCACUUCUCGAACACUCCUGGCUGUGCCGGAGAUGCUGCGCCAGGGACAAUGCACAAGUUGCUCUAUGGUCAUGCAAACGCAACAGUUGGUGCUCAGUACAAUCAUUGCCAUGUGGCGGUAUGCAGCUCUGUCUGUUGAGGGCGCUCGGCAAUCAGAGAUCCAAAUGAUCUUCUCCAACUUUGCAUUCUCCAUUGCUUUUGCCGGCUUCAUAAAUGCGAAGGCUCCGCGACAACCCGCUCGUGUUCGCCCGGCGACCAGUAUUUUUGAGCCUGCGACAAUUCUGAGCACACUUGGGCAAGCUCUGGUGCAUGUUUGGGUCCUUUGUCGGGCUGUGUCUUGGGCUAAGGAAUUGAUGGGCCCUGCAGCAAUGGCGGAUCUGUUGAAAUUUCCAGAGUGGGCACAGGCACAGCCCUUCGACUUUUGGGAUGCCAUUUCUCCUGGAGCUCUGUUUUCGCGACCUUUCAGGCCGAAUCUGCUCAACAGCGUCGUCUUCUAUGUUGAGUUGGUGCAAGGUAUAGCCAUUCUGCUCGUGAACUACAAGGGAAGACCAUGGAUACAGGGCAUUCUGGAGAACCCACCCCUCCUUGCAGCUGCUGCAUCGGCCCUGGCCUUGGCUGCUGCCGGCGCGACUGGUUGGUCCCAGGCUGGUAUUCGGGCGCUCCAGCUCACGACACUACCACCUUUGCUUCAAGUCAGGCUUUCCGCCUUGAUAUUCCUCUCGCUCUUGGGCACAUGGGUUCUGGACAGAAGCUUGGAGGCGUUUCUUUGCAGGGAUCGAGCCAUCGCAAGGUGGGAAGCGCCUGUUGCUGUCCCAGAUCUGAAACCGUGGCUCGUCGGAGUCGCCAAAGUCGCGGUACGGUAUUUGCCGUGGCUGCUCUGGGUCUUGUUGGUGCUCUCGGGAGACAUGCUGCUGUGGAUAGUGGCGUGGCAGCUGUGGCGGGCUUAG
Symbiodinium necroappetens is the source of this 3795-nucleotide messenger RNA. The record is from the annotation of a GenBank genome assembly. Lineage: Eukaryota; Dinophyceae; Suessiales; Symbiodiniaceae.